Molecule: messenger RNA, 1734 nt
Organism: Ctenopharyngodon idella (grass carp)
Lineage: Eukaryota; Metazoa; Chordata; Actinopteri; Cypriniformes; Xenocyprididae
Product: mpv17-like protein
Exons: 4
Coding region: 195-791 (198 amino acids)
Cellular component (GO): cytoplasm; membrane
Source: RefSeq, a predicted model, not a curated record
AUGCGCUCUCGGUUCGGUAGGUUGCCCUACCCACCGAGGACUGUCAAACAGCCACUGUACAAUAGAGUUUUUAGAUAGUAUAUAUCUAUAUACUAUAUAGAACUUACUUAUAUAGAUAGUAUAUAAGAUCAAUCCACAUUUCAUCUCAACUGUUCUUGGAUCAUUGUUGUUAUUAAUGAAAGGACGUAGCUGAGAUGCGCGACGCGCUGUUAAAGCCCGUCAGACGCUUCCCGUGGGCGACCAAUGUAACCCUGUACGGGUGCCUGUUCGCAGGCGGAGAUUUCGUCCACCAACUCUUCUCGCGUAAAGAACAAGUGGACUGGUAUCACACGAGAAACGUCGCCGUGGUUGCGUUCAGUUUUCAUGGCAACUUCAAUUUCUUUUGGAUGCGCUUUCUGGAGCGACGCUUUCCCGGCAACGCGCUGCGAAUGGUGCUGCGAAAGCUGCUGCUGGACCAGACGCUUGCCGCGCCGCUCGCCAUCAGCGCCUUUUACACAGGUGUGAGCUUUAUGGAGGGCAGAGAUGAGAUCCUAAAGGACUGGAAGGAGAAAUUCCUCAACACAUACAAGACCGGGCUAACCUACUGGCCGUUCAUGCAGUUCCUGAAUUUCAUCCUGGUUCCGCCACUGAUCCGCACUGCGUUCACCGGCUGCUGUGGAUUCAUCUGGGCUACGUUCCUCUGCUUUUCCCACCAGAGCGGAGACGGAACCAUGACGGCAGCUCUGGACUGGAUUCGUGGCGUAGAGCGCAAACCAGAGCAACGGAUCUCAGGAAAGAAGAGGGUUGAAUGAAGCUCAGUGAGGAAAGGAUUUUGAGAUGUUCCUACAGUUCAUAUUUGUAUUUUUAUUCAUCCAUUCUGUUUCUGUUUCUGCAGUGUUUAAAACAUUAGCAGAAACACUGUCACAUUUGGAAAAUCAAUGGAGAUUAUUUGUGACCAGUCCAAAUUUGCUGCAGAUCCACUUUUCCUCUUUUUUUGAGGUUGGCUUUUUAAGUUAAAGCAGUUAUUUUUAAUUCAUCCUGUUAUGUUGGUUUUGUUUGUCUCCAUUUUUGAUUCUGUUGUUCACACACUGUUCCUGGAACAUUUAGUUAUUUUACUAAUAUUUAUUUGUAUAUGUUUGACUGGGGUUUAAUUAGUAUUUUGCACAUUUUUCUUUGUGGAAAUUAAUUUAUUUCAGAAUUUAUUUAGGGCCUGCUGGACCCGGUUGCAUUAAAGGUUACAAAUGAAUGAUCAUUGAGAUUUUUCCUAACUUUUGGGUUUUGUUGCAACCGGCUGCUGAAAUCUGGUCACAUAUUUCUGUUAGACUUUCUUGUGUAUUUGAUGCUUUGUAUAUACCUAAGGUACCUACUAAAAUGAUCUUUAAUUUUAUGAAAACUUGUUUUUAAUGCUUGUAUAUAUUAAUAUUAUUAUUUCUGUAAUAAGCAGCUAAUUCCUUUGAUACAACAUACAUUUUCUUUAUGCUACUUUUAGCCUUUGCUUUCAUCCACCUUAAGGCACUUUUUUGUUUUGCACACCAAUUGUCAGUCUACAGCAAGUUAAGUGGAAUGAAAUUAUUAAACUAUAUUUAAUAGGUUUUACAUAUUGCUGUAUUGGUGCUUGUUUAGCAAACUGUAAAUAUUUUCAACAUAAUGUUUUUUAUUAAAAUAAAUGAUUCAUAUAUGGUGAAUAUAUAUGAUGAAGUAUUCUAUGUUUAAUGUAAUUUCUAUGUUAACAGAAUAAAAUAAUGUGUUCUAAAA